Sungouiella intermedia is the source of this 633-nucleotide messenger RNA. The record is from the annotation of a GenBank genome assembly. Lineage: Eukaryota; Fungi; Ascomycota; Pichiomycetes; Serinales; Metschnikowiaceae.
AUGAAGAGGAAGAACACCACGAGCGAUCCAAUCAAGAUGGUUCCUCCAAUGGAGCCCACCAAACCUCCAAUCAACUUAGCAUUUCUGUCGGAUCCCCCAGAGUUGCUGCUGCUGUUACCAGACAGAGCAGCGGUGGGCACCGUAAUUAAUGUGGUAAUGGUGGUGUCGGGCAAGACGCUGAUAGUGGAUACUAUCUGGUCCAUAGACGAUGUGGACGGUUCGCUGGUGAUGAUGGCAGAUGUGGAGGAGGUCAGCAGCCUUGAGGUAGUGGAAGUGGAGGAACUGGAGGAGGAGGUUGUGGAUGAUGGAAUCGAUGAAGACGACGACGAACUGCUUGACGAGGUCAGUGUAGAUGAUUCCAGCGAGGUGGUCAGUAUUUCCGACAGUGUGCUGGGAGUGUCAGUAGACAGCAGAGUCUCAAAGAAGGACGACGAAGAAGUCAACGACGAUGAUGUCUCAGAAGAGGAGGGCACUUCUGAGGAUGAAAGCAGCGAAGAUGACUCUGUUGAGGAUGUGCUGGAGAAGUCAGAUGAGGUCAGUGAAAUCAGAGACGACUCCAGCGAUGAUGGGGCUUCCAGUGACGAUGAUGAGGAUGAUGACGAAGAUGACGGCAAAGAUGACGACGAAGAUUGA